AUGACACAGAUUGUUGUUCUUGGUGCAGGAGUGGUGGGCCUCACCACCGCGAUUGAGUUAAAAAAAGCCGACCCCAAACUACAAAUCACGGUAGUGGGCCAUCAUCUUCCAGGCCACAUCGACCCUUUUUCAUAUACUUCGCCUUAUGCUGGUGCCAAUUGGCAAUCAUUCGCCACGACUCAAGACAAAAGAUUGCAGAAUAUUGAUAAACCAGCCUACAAAAAGUUUAUGCAGCUUGCCGCAAAUGACCCCAGGGCUGGAAUAUGGACUGUUGACACAAUCUCAUAUUACACUGACCACGCAGUAAGUCAAGCCAAGGGUGAUUUCCAACAGUUUCUUCCAUGGUACAGAACAUUUGUUGAAGACUUUCAAAUAAUCGACCUGAACUAUAAUAAGCCCGAUAUAUCAUUCACUACGAGCUUCAAAGGUGUAGUCAUUUCCGUGCCUACAUAUCUCAAGUACUUGGUACAACAAAACAAGGAAUUGGGCAAUGUUAUUGCCAAAUGCCCAUUAAUUUCCAAUAUUGAAGAGGCACGAAACUUUACCGCCACUGGCAAGAAAGCUGAUUAUGUCAUCAAUGCUGCCGGAUUACGUGCAUCGACGCUAAAAGGAGUAAAUGAUAAAAAGUUUAAUUUUCCCGUCAAAGGGCAAGUAUUGCUUGUGAAGAAUAAUGUCAAAGCAAUGAUCUCCGUAGAAGGAUUCCCAGGCUUGGACGAUGAAAUGUUGUACAUGAUGCCUCGUAAAGAAGGAGGCACGAUUAUUGGUGGAUGUUUUCGACCAAACGAUAAGGACCCCAAAGAAGACAAGGAAUUGACCUCGCGAUUAUUGAAAAGAGCCAUAAAAUAUGCGCCAGAAAUCAUCGAUCCAAACUACAAAAACAACCCAACAACUAUAGAAAUCAAGCAAGUCAGUGUCGGGUUCCGCCCAUUUAGAGAAGAUGGGCCACGAGUAGAAUUGGAUACGUCAAAAAAAUGGUUGAUACACGAAUACGGUGCUGGUGGCGGCGGAUACCAGGGCAGUUUCGGACUUGCUCAAGAAGUCGUGAAAAUCGUGAAGCAGGAGUUGCAAAAGGGACAACCAAGAUUAUAA
Messenger RNA from Lodderomyces elongisporus, 1089 nucleotides. It is a transcript of the gene DAO1, whose product is annotated as Dao1p. NCBI's taxonomy places the organism in Eukaryota, Fungi, Ascomycota, Pichiomycetes, Serinales, Debaryomycetaceae. The transcript has a single exon. The coding region runs from base 1 to 1089 and encodes 362 amino acids. Gene Ontology annotation, cellular component: cytoplasm. Gene Ontology annotation, molecular function: D-amino-acid oxidase activity; FAD binding. Gene Ontology annotation, biological process: D-amino acid catabolic process. The record is from RefSeq and is a predicted model, not a curated record.